AUGGAUCCUUUUGCAGAUAAUCAUGUGGUGUUUCAGAAUGCUGAACAAAUGCAGUCUUGGAUCACACGCAUCAACACGGUGGCGGCCAUGUUUUCAGCCCCGCCCCUCCCUGCUGCCAUUGGCUCACAGAAGAAAUUCAGUCGACCGCUGCUGCCAGGCUCCGCCUCCAAGCUGUCACAGGAGCAGGGACAGGCUCAUGAAGCUCGAUUUCGCUCCAUCUCCACUGAGCUUGCACAACUGCGCUCUUAUCCGCCUGACAGAAAGGUGAAAGGUCGUGAACUCGAGGAGUACCGGCUGAGAGAGGAGUAUCUGGAGUUUGAGAAAACGCGCUAUGAGACGUACAGCAUGCUCCUGCGGGCGAAGCAGCGCUGCGGCGACGAUGACCUGUCAGUGUUUGAGGCCAUGCUCCUGGAGGAAGGUGCGCUACAGAGAGCUCAGUCCAGCCCCACGCUUCAGGACAGCAGUAUGACCUGCAGCACCAGAGACGGCGCGAGCCAAAGCAUCGCCGCUGAUGCACAAGAACCGUCUGGAAACGGAAACAACGGCUGCUCCCGCGGUCAGGGCCAGAGACACAGCUACCGGCAGGCCGUCCGCAAGUGAAGCCACCACCGCCAUCCACAGGAAGCUCGCUGUACUGGAGAGGAAGUGAGGUCUCUCUCUUUCCUGUGUGCGCCCUCCUGCUCUGUGUGCCAUCAGGAAGGGGUGUUGAUUCCGACUGAAUCUGACUCUGUGAUUGGCUGAUGGCUGGGUGAUGUCACAACACAAGGUGCUAUGGGAUCUGGACGGGAGAGCGUGAUUGGGAUUCGGAGGAACGUAAAUAUAAAACGCAUAACUUUCCUUUGCCUUCUAGUUCUCGGUUUCUUCUGCGACUUCUUGCCCGAAGCCAUUUCAUCUCACACUACCAAGUCAAAUCACCAAGUCGAACCUUUAAGAUAUGAUUGUGUUGGAAAGUCUUUAGUUUUUGCAUUUCUAGAAAUAACUCAUUUGUUUACAAUACAUAUUAAAAUUCACCAAUUCUGCUCAAAAUGGUCAGAAGUACGAACACUCGACAAAGCGACGUCUUGGAUGCGUGUAUUUCUGACGGUGAAACACCAUGCUUGUUGUGUGUCAUAAGGGCGUCUCAUUUCGUGUGGUGUUUAGGAGCGGUAGACGAGCAGAAAGCUGACUAGCCCGUAUGCAACUAGUUAUUUCUUCAUGUUGUUCUCGGCAUUAGCGAUCUGUAUUUGUACAAUAAUGCACAGGGACAUCAAAGUCACUAAAUGCACCGUCCGUUUGCUCCGCAAAACCCUGUUUUGCCCUAAAAUGUCUUUUGCACUGAACACUAAGUAUUCUCACACCGCAAAACUAAUUUUCUCAGUCAAUUUUGUCUUUUUUCUAAACAUCCUUAAAAUGAGAUGCAUUAAUUUAAGAAACAAAUUUUGUGUAUUGAAUUUUUUUCUUAACUGAUUUACCGAUUGUAUUUUCCCUAGUUUUUCAGCACAAACCU
This is a messenger RNA of Sinocyclocheilus grahami, 1486 nucleotides long. RefSeq names its product PH and SEC7 domain-containing protein 1. The record is from RefSeq and is a predicted model, not a curated record. Bases 1 to 600 code for a protein of 199 amino acids. NCBI's taxonomy places the organism in Eukaryota, Metazoa, Chordata, Actinopteri, Cypriniformes, Cyprinidae. The transcript is spliced from 4 exons.